CGUUCCGGGAGCCGCCCCGCGGGGGCCGAGCCGGCAGCCGCGGCGGCAGGCGGCGCAAGAUGGCGCGGGGCUGCGGGCGCUUCUUCUGCACGGCGGGACGCGGGCUGGAGCCGUUCCUGGCGCGGGAGGUGCGGGCGCGCCUCGGAGCCACCCAGGUGGACUGUGUCUCAGGAAAGGUCUUCUUCAGUACGGAGGCAGAGCCAGGUGAGCUGAGGAGGCUCAAGUCUGGAGAGCGACUGUUCCUGCUGCUGAAGAGACACCCCCCACUUGCAGUGUCCAGAGAUAGAGGAAGAAUGCUGCAUGAGAUGAAGAGCCUUGUCCUUGAGGAACCAGAGUCUUGGCUGGAUGUUCUCUCUGUCUGGAGAAAACUUCAUGGGGGCAAAGGGCAAAAAGAUGGUGUCUGUGAAGAAAGCCAACUGCCUCUGAAGAGAAGAGCAGAAGAGGAGACCAAUGGUGCAACUAAAAGGCUGAAAGCAGAGCAAGAGACAGAGGUGGUGUCUGAGGAAGGUCAUGCAAAAGCUGGAGAGAAGCAGGUGGCUGCAGAGAGCAGCGGAGGUGAGGAGUGCUGGGCUGAAGGCAAGAUGUGCUCAGAAAAGCCUCCCCAGGGCAGCGAGGAGCAGCCUGCUGGCCGGGAGCAGCCCAGCUUCAGAGUCUCCUGCCGUUGCAGUGGAGCCAUUGCCAAAGUGCUUCCUUCCCAGGAGCUGGGCAGAGCCCUUGGCAUAGCACUCAUGAAGCAGUUCGGGUGGCGCGUGGAUCUGCGGGACCCUGAGCUGGAGGUCUUUGUACAUCUUAAUGAUAUUCACACUGUGGUGGGGAUUCCCCUUUUCAGGCUUUCGCUGGCCAGCAGGGAGUACAUCAGGACAGCAGGGCUGCGCUCAACGAUCGCCUGGGCCAUGGCAUCUCUGGCUGAUAUCAGUGCUGGUGCUUGUGUGCUGGAUCCCAUGUGUGGGCUGGGAACCAUACUGCUGGAAGCUGCCACAGAGUGGCCUGAUGCCUGUUACUGGGGUGCUGAUAUCAGUGACUCACAGCUGGAGGGGGCAGAUGCGAAUAUUAGGACGGCAGGCUUGGGGGAUAAGAUUGAGUUACUUAAAGCUUCUGUGAAAGCCUUGCCCUGGCCUUCAGAAAGCUUUGAUGCUGUGAUCUCAGAUAUUCCCUUUGGGAAGAAGUUCAAGAUCACCAAAGACAUCCAGCUCCUUCCAGAUGUUCUUCAGGAAAUGGAAAGAGUACUUCGUGUGGGAGGGACUGCUGUGCUGCUGCUGAGCCAGGAGCUCCAUCAGCGCAUGGAUGGCCUCACCAAAGGUGCUGCGCAGCCCUCUCCUGCUGGCACGAGCGGAGCCGCCGCGGAAGCCCUGGGUAGCAGUGGGAAACCCUCCUCCUUGCUGGGCAGCAGCCAGACGUGCUGUGGGUCUCUGGUGCCGGAUGGUGUCUAUGGAGUCAGCCUUGGGAAGACAGCUGCGUUCAUACACAAGUACAGGAAGGUCUCCACAGAUGGGAAUCCAUUCCUGUCCUGCACGCUGCCAGGGGGAACUUGAACUCUGAGACACUUGGAAAGCAGCCUGGCAGGGACCUGCUGAGCCAAGCCAGCCCCGGGCCAUUUGCUGACUCACCUCACUCCUUUGGAUGUCCUCUUGUGCUGCUUUUCCCUUCUCUUUCCAGGAGAGGUGGAAGAUGCCUUAGGAUGCUUUGGAUGUUCUUCCUAUAAAAUCUUGGCAUGAGGCAGUCCUCAGAUGCUUCUUCAGGCAAAGCCUUUCAGCAUUGGGAGGGCUUUCUUCAGAAAAGGAAGAUUUCAUUUGCUGAACUGUCAGUGGAGUCCCGGGUACGGGAGCUGCCAGUGGGGUCCCACCUCCAGCAUUAUUUUUUGGGAAGCUAAUCUCCUCUGCAGAAGUCUCCAGCUCCUUCUGAGGACUUGCAGUCUUGGGUCUUACUGUAAAGUUCAUUCCUGAUGAGUUUGAAGUGUCACUGUUGGGGUUUCACCAUUGAGAACACUGUUGUUAUUGGUAGGAAGUUCAGCAAGGCCAAGUGUAGAAUCUUGAACCUUGGGAUGAAUAACCCUCUGCAGCAGUGCAGCUUAGGGGUCAGUCUGCUGGGAAGCAGCACUGCAAAGAAGGACCUGGAAGUUUCAGUGGCCAUCAAGUUCAUCAGGAGCUUUCUUGGCCAAGAAGGUCAAUGGUGUCCUGCAGGCAGCCUGUGACGAUACUUCACAGACUCUGGCUCCCACAGAUUCCAAGUAGGUGUGGCAGUAUCCAGAUUCUUGGGGAAGAAAAGUGAGAAGGAGAGAAACUUAGUGUGGUUCUUUGUGUAGAUUGAGACUGGAGAUUGGGAAAAAAUUCUUGACAGUGAGGGUGGGGGGAACACUGGCACAGGUUGCCCAGGGAGGUUGUAGCUGCCCCCUCUAUGCAGGUGUUCAAGGCCAGGCUGGAUGAGGCCGUGAGCACUCUGUGCUGGUGGGAGGUGUCCCUGCCCAUGGUAGGGGGUUAGAACUGGAUGAUCUCUGAGGUCCUUUGCACCCUAACCCAUUCUGUCAAUCUGUGAACAGUCUCCUUUAGGAGGAUGACUGCUGGCUUGCUUGCCACUGAGGAGUGCUUCAGAUUCUGACACGAUUUAAAGCACAGUUACAACCCCCAAAGUGAUCAAUGGGUGGCCAAUUAGUGCACUUAACUGCUUCAGAGCUAGUGGAUUUACAGCUCAAACGUGUACUUCCCUUUAUGUAGCUGUGUGACUUCAGUCGAGACCAUGGAAGUAGCACACUGAAGAGAAAUUCUUUGGCUGAUAAUUCCCUGGGCAGCAGUGUCUCCCCACCCUCACUCUCAUAGAAUCAUUCAGUCAGGGUUGGAAGGAACAAGGAUCAUCUAGUUCCAACCCCCCCUGCCAUUCAUGUCAAGAAUCUCUUUCUCAUCUCCAGCCUAAGUCUGCCCUCCUCCAGCUUCAAUCCCUUCCCUCUCGUUCUAGCCUUUUUUAAAGCCUUUUAUAAAGUCCCUCCCUAGCUCUCCUGUAGCCCCUUCAGGUACUGCGAGGAUGCUCUAAGGUCUCUCUGGAGCCUUCUUCAGGUUAAACAGCCCCAACUCUCCCAGCCUGUCCCCACAGGGGAGGUUCUCCAGCCCUCUGAGCAUUUUAUGGCCUUCUCUGGACCUGCACCAGCAGUUUGCUACCCUCCUCUUGUUGGGCACACGAGACCGGGGCACAGUUGCAGUUGUCCUCUCAGCACUGUCUGCAGCAACGAGCGCCAACAUCGACACCCCUUUCCUGCUUCCCUUUCUUCGCAAUGUGGAAACUGUAACGCCUCCCAAGGAAAGCCCUAGCUCCCCAGAUGAUCUGUGUCAUCACGUCGCGUUAUGCUCUCCUAUUCCAUUCCCGUCGGAACCCUCCCCUUGGAUUGGUUUGUUCCUGCCCUCUGCUGGCAGCGCAGCGCUAAUGCAGUGCCAGGGAUGGGCCAGUGCUGCUUCAAUGAGGCGAGAGUGCCUCAGGCGCUCGCAAACGGCUUCCACCAAAUCCCAUCUAGCGGAGGACGCCUCUGCUGACCGCAGAGGGGCUGGGAACGGACGACCUUUAGAGGUCCCUUCCAAGCCAGCCCAUUCUGUGAUUCCAAACACUUGCCACUUGACUUUCUUGUAUCGGAGGUUUUUUUAAAAGAAAUACAUUUUAAAUAUUAACUAA
Molecule: messenger RNA, 3654 nt
Organism: Pogoniulus pusillus (Red-fronted tinkerbird)
Lineage: Eukaryota; Metazoa; Chordata; Aves; Piciformes; Lybiidae
Gene: THUMPD2
Product: THUMP domain containing 2
Exons: 10
Coding region: 60-1532 (490 amino acids)
Biological process (GO): tRNA methylation
Molecular function (GO): tRNA (guanine) methyltransferase activity; RNA binding
Source: RefSeq, a predicted model, not a curated record